Messenger RNA from Phragmites australis (common reed), 1181 nucleotides. Its product is annotated as fasciclin-like arabinogalactan protein 1. Lineage: Eukaryota; Viridiplantae; Streptophyta; Magnoliopsida; Poales; Poaceae. The transcript has a single exon. The record is from RefSeq and is a predicted model, not a curated record. Bases 80 to 859 code for a protein of 259 amino acids.
CGCCUCACACUCGCACUCAUCACUACACUGCUGCCACUCGCCUCGCUCACUCCCACGCGCACACUCCCCACUCGCCACAAUGCACCGCUUCCCACUCGCCGCCGCGCUCCUCUUCUUCCUCCCCCUCGCCGCCGCCGCCGGAGGCAAGGCGUCGCCGGCUGCGGCAAAGGCGAAGGCGCCCGCGGCCCCGCCCGCCCCGCUGAACAUCACAGCGGCGAUGGCGAAGGGCAGCUGCAAGGCGUUCGCGGCCCUGGUCGCGGCGUCGCCGGACGCACUCUCCACCUUCCAGUCGGCCGUGGACGGCGGCGUGACGGCGUUCUGCCCCACCGACUUCGCCGUGAAGUCGUUCAUGCCCAGCUACAAGAACCUCACCGCCGACGGCAAGGCGUCGCUGCUGUUGUUCCACGCCGUGCCCGUGUACUACUCGUUGCGGAGCCUCAAGUCCAACAACGGCGUCAUGAACACCCUCGCCACCGACGGCGCGGCCAACAACUACAACCUCACGGUGCAGAACGAGGGCGACCAGGUGACCAUCAAGACGGAGGUCUCCGACGGCGCCGCGCGGGUCAAGUCCACGGUGUACGACAAGGACCCCGUCGCCAUCUACGCGUUGGACACAGUGCUUGAGCCGGUGGAGCUGUUCGACCCCGUGGAGGCGCCCGCGCCCGCCCCGGUGGCCGACGCGCCCAAGGCGUCCAAGAGGGAACGCCGCCAGCGGCACGUGGCGGACGCUCCCGGGCCAGCCGGCGACGACGCGAGACCCGCCGACCAGAGGAAGAACUCCAAGAAGAACGCGGCGCCCGGUGCCCCGUGCCUACGGUGGCUCGCCGCCGUGGCCAUAGCCGUCGUCUUGGCUUAGCCGCCCAUGGGAAUUCAUUUUCGAGGUGGAUCUGCAGUGGUGUGUCGGUGGGUGCCGUACGUCCAUGCUUGAGCAUGUGCCGUGAGAUUUGGUGCUUCGUUGGAUGGAAAUGGCAAAAAAAUUUGUUCAUGUUCUUUCUUACUCCAUUGCUGUUGUUUAGUAUGGAAGGUUUGACGUGCUGUUCGUCGAAUAUGUUGGACUGAAAUCAGGAAGCUGAAAUUCAAAAUCCGAUGUACAUUUUGCAGUUACUGGCUCACAUAACCUGAAAUUUCUAUGAGCAAAUUUGGUUAUAUUGAUGCCACCAAAACUUGAACACGAUUUA